AUAAGACCCACUAAAACUAACAAAGAAAAGUAAUAAUACUCUUUUUAUAUAAAAAUUAUUAUAUUAUUGAUUAGAAGUAUAAUAUUUUUCUUCCCAGUUCCCACUUUCACAAUCGUCAUACCUGAUAUACAUACACUAAAUAAAAAAAAUUAGGAUAUCAUCAUCAAUUAUAGUCAUUUCUCUCACACCGUCUUUUGAGUUACCACAUAUCUAAACCAUACUUUAUUUAAGAUUGUCAGAUCAUUAUCUACCAAACAGUAACGUAGAGUGGGCAAUAACAAAGCCUAAUUUUCCUGCUAAAUUAAGUGAUUGAUGAUGAUAGAUCCUCUAUAAAUCAGAAUAAAACCCAUAAACUUAGUUAGAGAAAAAAAAAAAAAAAAAGGGGUAAGAAAAUGGGAAACAGAGUAGAGGAAGAAGUAGAAGUGAGUAGGAUAACAGAGGAUGACAAAGAAGAAAAUAGAAUGUGGCCUGUUUGGUUAAAACCCCUUUUAAAAACCAACUUCUUUGGUCAAUGUAAGAUUCAUCCUGAUGCACACAAGUGCGAGUGUAAUAUGUAUUGCUUGGAUUGUAUGAAUGGCUCUCUUUGUUCUCUUUGCUUAUCAUCUCACAAAGAUCACCGUGCUAUUCAGAUAAGGCGGUCAUCAUACCAUGAUGUGAUAAGAGUAAAUGAGAUACAAAAAUAUGUGGACAUAGGAGGAAUACAAACAUACAUAAUAAAUAGUGCUCGUAUUGUGUUCUUGAAUGAAAGGCCGCAACCUCGUCCAGGGAAAGGUGUUACUAACACCUGCCUUGUUUGUCACCGUAGCCUUCUUGAUUCCUUCUCUUUUUGCUCACUUUCUUGCAAGAUAAAUGGAACAUCAAAAAAGUUUUGGACUGAAAACUUGAAAAGGAAGAGGAUUGGAGAAACAGAACAUACAAAUUCAGACUCCGAAGAAUCCUUAAAUAACUACUACAAUGAGAAGGGGGCCAUUAAGUACAAUCACAAUUACAGUUACAGUUACAAGAAGAAGCUACAAAACUUUUCACCAUCAACACCACCAAGAACAACAUCCUCUGGCUCCGGUUCAGCCGGAGUUAAUUACAAAUCCGCCAAACGCAGAAAAGGGAUACCUCAUCGAGCUCCACUUGGGGCGCUCAUCAUCCAAUACUAAACCUAUUAAAAUGAGUGUACAAGAUAUUAUGGAGCUACAAUCAUUAGUUUAAGUUGUUAGUUAAGGUGGUUCUUCCACAUGAUAUCAUACUCCCAGGUCGUAAUAGUGCACUGUAUAUUAUACAAAGAUAGCACGUAUCUUUCUUUGGUGCAUGGUAUAUGUACAUAUGCAUAUGGGUAGUUUGAGAAAGAUAGAUCUAUAUAUACAUGUAUAAGAAAUAGAAGCAACAAGAUCGCGUUUAGAGUUUACCGUGACUUAUACACAGCUUUUUUGUUCCUUUUUAAGAACCCUUCGGUAUACACAAAAUGAUUGUAUAUAAUAUUAUGUAUACAUAUUAGUUAUA
Molecule: messenger RNA, 1494 nt
Organism: Amaranthus tricolor (Joseph's coat)
Lineage: Eukaryota; Viridiplantae; Streptophyta; Magnoliopsida; Caryophyllales; Amaranthaceae
Product: protein RGF1 INDUCIBLE TRANSCRIPTION FACTOR 1-like
Exons: 3
Coding region: 393-1151 (252 amino acids)
Source: RefSeq, a predicted model, not a curated record